Molecule: messenger RNA, 851 nt
Organism: Cherax quadricarinatus
Lineage: Eukaryota; Metazoa; Arthropoda; Malacostraca; Decapoda; Parastacidae
Source: RefSeq, a predicted model, not a curated record
UAAGAGAAAUAUGUUAAGAGUAGAGGUAGGAGAGGGAGUGUUUGGGUCAAUACACAAGCAGCAGCAGCGGUCGACUCACGCUCUACACUCUCCGUCUCCACCAUCAUGGGUGAUUCUGAGCUGCCAUCUGGCUGGGAGAAGCGUGUCAGCCGUUCUACAGGCCAGACCUACUACCUGAAUGUGUAUACCAAAGAAAGCCAGUGGGAUGCACCAACUGAGCCAGCCAAGCCAGUAGGAGGUAGCAGCAGUGGUGGUCCUGAACAUGUGCAGUGCUCCCAUUUAUUGGUUAAGCAUGCAGGCUCACGCAGACCUUCUUCAUGGCGCCAAGAAAAUAUUACUAUAUCAAAGGAGGAAGCAAUAAAUCUCUUAGAAGAUUAUCGUCAAGAAAUUACAUCAGGACAGUCAUCCUUUGCUGAACUUGCUAGCAGGGUAUCGGAUUGCAGCUCGGCUAAGCGAGGUGGAGAUCUUGGACUGUUUGGGAGAGGUGCAAUGCAGAAACCUUUCGAGGACGCUGCAUUUGCUCUUAAAGUUGGGGAGCUGAGUCAGAUAGUAGACACGGACUCUGGAGUACACAUUAUUCUGCGUACAGCAUAGGUUUACUCGACAGGACCUGAUUCUUCAGCUAGUGGCUUAAAAUUUGUGAUUAAUUUCCUGUUUUGUCAUGUAUUGGGCAUUCAGGAAUUUAUUUCUUUUUAUAUGUUAAAAAUAUUUGCAAUCAUAAUAAGUUUCGUUACAGAAACUUUUCAUUGCCUCUUAGCUUUCAAAUGCAGAUUACUGUUUAAAAGUUAAAAUAUCCAUUUAAAAGGAAUUAGGCAAUGCUUAAGUAUCAAUAAAAGUUACUAGACUAAGUA